AUGAAGUCUCGACCACCGGCGAGUGUUAGUAUACAAUUAAUGGAUGAUGUGUCCGUUCCCAUGGACAAUAAUUCUUUUCUUAGCCAGGAUAUUUUGAAGGAGAAAAAUGGGCUUAUGGUAUUGACAAAGGUGCGAUUAUCUAGUGCGGACUUGGCAAAAAAGGCAAACACAAAGAAUGCUAAAGUAUACGUGAGCAAUGUAAAGGAGGGAUGUGUGAAGGAUGAGCAACAAGAGCAUGCAAAGGCUCGUGUUAUAGUUGGGCAAAUUUCAUGCAUGGACGAGUUUGAUUUUGAGAAACGAUAG
Molecule: messenger RNA, 303 nt
Organism: Dovyalis caffra
Lineage: Eukaryota; Viridiplantae; Streptophyta; Magnoliopsida; Malpighiales; Salicaceae
Source: the annotation of a GenBank genome assembly